This is a messenger RNA of Strongylocentrotus purpuratus (purple sea urchin), 3282 nucleotides long. RefSeq names its product alpha-tubulin N-acetyltransferase 1. Gene Ontology annotation, molecular function: tubulin N-acetyltransferase activity. Gene Ontology annotation, cellular component: microtubule. Bases 154 to 1683 code for a protein of 509 amino acids. The transcript is spliced from 10 exons. The record is from RefSeq and is a predicted model, not a curated record. NCBI's taxonomy places the organism in Eukaryota, Metazoa, Echinodermata, Echinoidea, Camarodonta, Strongylocentrotidae. Gene Ontology annotation, biological process: alpha-tubulin acetylation.
CCUGGCAGACUACUGUUUGUUUAGGUAGCGACGGGAACGACCGUUCGAGCAACAACAUUUUUACUGGAAAUAUAUCGAAAAUGGACCGUUGAUUCAAUCAGUAAAGAGGUAUAUGAUUGAUUACAUAUAAGUAUCGUCGAAAAUCGUGGAAAAAUGGAGUUUACAUUCAACGUUAAUCAUCUUUUUGGUGAAAGUAUUGCAGUUGUCGACAGAGAUCUGAGGCCGUAUCGCACACACUCUCAUGGAUCCGAGGACCACCAAGCAAAUCUGGAGAAGGUGAUUGAUCAGAUGGGGAUGGCAUCGUCAAAGGCCCAAGGUUUAAAGCAUGUCAUCACCACGGCUCGGAGACUGCGUUUUACAGACAAUAAACUGUAUGUUGUCACAGAUCCCAUGGCUAAUGGUGAACUUGGAGCAGUGGUAGGCAUUCUGAAAACAGGGAGGAAGAAUCUAUUCGUUCUUGAUCACCAUGGUAACCAGACAGAGAUGCAGCCCAUCUGUGUCCUGGAUUUCUACGUCCAUGAGUCGUGCCAAAGGAAGGGAUACGGCAAGAAACUAUUUACACACAUGCUUCAGGCUGAAGGCGUGAAACCACAUCACCUCGCUAUAGACCGUCCAUCACACAAGUUCCAAUCAUUCCUUAUGAAGCACUACAAACUCAGAGCUACAAUUCCUCAGGUGAAUAAUUUUGUAAUAUUUGAAGGAUUUUUCAACAACCAACCAGAGACCAGCUACUGCAGGAAGAGGGCCAUGGGUAAGCCACCUGUCCCCCCUAACAACAGACUAGUCCACCAGCCCUCGCCCACCACGCCCCAUCGGAACGCUACCUCAUCAGGUGUGUGGGGUGGGGGGACCAGUCCGUCCCCUGUAACGGCCAGAAAGAGGGACAAAGAGGUCCUCAGGGAUGUCAUACCGCCCUCUAGAGGUUCACUAUCGUCCAGUGGCUCCAACGACGGUGUUGCCGGUUUAGAGCUGUCAGGGUUGGAGAUAUCAACCCGGGGGAUGGGAGCCCAGGCUAGUAGCUACAGCAGGUACGCCCAGAGCUCGACCCCGCCCGUUGGUAGGGCAGGUAGUGCAGGGAGUAGGCGUGGCUCUUUCACCAAUUCACCCAUCGCGGGCAGUCCUUUACAAGGCUUUUCUGUGGGUGAGCAGAAUCGAAGGAACUCGUUGGACAACCCCAGGAGAGGUGUCGCAAACGGCAAUCAACCCAAUACUUCCAAAGUGAGCAGCAGCCCACCCCCUUUUGGCCACAUCGGUGCCUUCUCUACGUACAAUAGCCACCUUCAGACUCAGUCCAGGAACGGCCAUCUCAAAGUCUUGCCAAACAGUACUCCGAUCACGAAUAACAGACUAGACAAUCAGGUUACAUCAAACACGGCGCCAACGUCCAACAGCCAGCAACAGCAGCAGCAGAACUCCGCCCACAACCCCUCAGGCAACUAUGUCAUCGACUACACGCCCCCUCAGAAGGUCAUGCACUCUUCCUGGAAUGUGAUGGGGAUUCCCCCCAGCGGCAAGACUAGGGGAAGCCCCAGCAGCAAUCAGAACAAUACCCCAUACAAGGGGGGAAGCCCCGCCUACCAGCAGAGCCCCCAGGGGCAGGGUCAGGGUCAGCAGGGAAGCCCCGCCUCCAAGCAGAGUCCGGGGUACAGGAACCAGCACUGGAGCUCCAAUGGGAUAUUUUGACGAAGGCUUGGUCGUGUUGCUGUGGUGAGUGGUGUAACAAACUUGUGACAAACUUGUGACAAUGGUGACACAAAUAACAUGUCAUAAUAUGUAACAAACAUAUGUAAGCAAUUGUGUUACAGAUGUGUACCAAGCAUGCUACAAAAAGUAUUGCGAAUGUGUAACAAGCGUGUAGCUGUCGUGCUACAAAUGUGUACCAAACAUGUAGCACAUGUGUUACAAGCAUGUACUAACAUGUCACAAAUGCGUUACAGAUGCAUGUGACAGCUUGUAACACGAUGUAAUGCCUUUGUUCCAUGUAUUACAAGUGUAAAAACAUGUGUAUCAACCAUGUUACCAAUUUGUAUCAACUGGUUACAAACAUGUGAUAUACAAACAAUCAGGUAACAAUAUAUAACAAACAGAUCGAAGAGGUGUAACGGCUGUGUUACUAAUCUUUAUUGAGCAGGUUACAAACAUGCUACAAACGUGUAGCAAAUGUGUAACAAUCGUGUCACAAUGUGUGAUACACAUGUUACGGAUGCGUAGCACACACGUUACAAAUGUGUAACAAUCAUGUCACAAUGUGUAAUACACAUGUUACGGAUGUGUAGCACACAUGUUGCAAAUGUGUAACAAUCGUGUCACAAUGUGUGAUACACAUGUUACGGAUGUGUAGCACACACGUUACAAAUGUGUAACAAUCGUGUCACAAUGUGUAAUACAUCUGUUACGGAUGUGUAGCACACACGUUACAAAUGUGUAACAAUCGUGUCACAAUGUGUAAUACAUCUGUUACGGAUGUGUAGCACACACGUUACAAAUGUGUAACAAUCGUGUCACAAUGUGUGAUACACAUGUUACGGAUGUGUAGCACACACGUUACAAAUGUGUAACAAUCGUGUCACAAUGUGUAAUACACAUGUUACGGAUGUGUAGCACACACGUUACAAAUGUGUAACAAUCGUGUCACAAUGUGUAAUACAUCUGUUACGGAUGUGUAGCACACACGUUACAAAUGUGUAACAAUCGUGUCACAAUGUGUGAUACACAUGUUACGGAUGUGUAGCACACACGUUACAAAUGUGUAACAAUCGUGUCACAAUGUGUAAUACAUCUGUUACGGAUGUGUAGCACACACGUUACAAAUGUGUAACAAUCGUGUCACAAUGUGUAAUACAUCUGUUACGGAUGUGUAGCACACACGUUACAAAUGUGUAACAAUCGGGUCACAAUGUGUGAUACACAUGUUACGGAUGUGUAGCACACAUGUUGCAAAUGUGUAACAAGAGAGUUACAACAUUGAGAGAACAUGUGACAGAUGUGUGGUAUUUGUGUUACUUGUGUGCCACCAAGCAGAUUACAAAUUUGUAACAACUAUGAAGCUAAUGUUAUCUGCUUGUAAACACAGAGCACUUUCGUUGUACAGUAAGUCUUCCUUUGUAGAAUGCAGUUAAAACAUACAGGCAGUGUUGACAUGAUAUCUCUAAUGUAUAUGUCUGUUUGUAAGCGUAUAUAUUGAAACUUGAAAACUCUAAUUUUAGCACAAAUUCUCAACAUUCAAAACGAUAUUCCUGACACAAAUGCUUACAUCAUGCAUUACAUAUAUACAUUUUAUUU